AUGAACACGUCUUUCUUCAUAGCUUUCUUUUCUCUCUCUCUCUCUCUCUAUAUAUAUAUAUAUAUAUAUUUCGCUCUCUCUUUCUCUCUUUCUCUCUCUUUCUUUCUUUCUUUCUUUCACCCGCGCAUACAUAAGAAAACAACUCUUUUAUUUUUCUUUCCUUCUCAGAUUCUCCUUUUCUCUUCCUUCUUGUCGCUUUUCCUUUUUUACUUUCUCCCUCUAAACUCCCCCCCUUCACCCCCUCAUAGUACUUCCUCUCUGAUACGUUUCCCGUGUUGCCUUUCUUUAUUCCUCUUUCUUUUUCUCUUUUUAUGCUCUUAUUUCUUUUCGAACAUAUACGCUUCUCUCUCCCUCUCUCUCUCUCUCUCUCUCUCUCUCUCUCUCUCUCUCCCUCCUUUCUCACCCACUAUCCCCCUCCCUAUGCUAACCCGUCUCCAACUUCCCGCUUCGGCGUUAUCUUUCUUCUCCCACCAUCUUGCCCAUUCCCAAACCGCUGCUUAUCAUUCCUGGCCUUCCUAUCUACAAAUCCGCAGAUGCAGAGCCAAGGACAUCCAAUCCUUUCUUGAUGGUGUCUUCUUGCAAUGGACACAAUCAGAAUGA
Messenger RNA from Acanthosepion pharaonis, 600 nucleotides. The record is from the annotation of a GenBank genome assembly. Lineage: Eukaryota; Metazoa; Mollusca; Cephalopoda; Sepiida; Sepiidae.